UGGGGAAUUUUUGAUUUUGAGAAAAUGUCGGUAGUUAGGAGUUCUUUAGAGGAAAUGUUAGAUUCUUUGCAAAGAAAUGAAGAGUGCAAGAAUCCGGCAGAUACGCCGCCUGCAUUACCUGCACGGCCGGCGUCUAAGGCUCGUCUGCCUAAACGCCCUUUGUCGUCCAUGUUUGGUGUGUCACCGGAUAUUGGGCAAAAUGUUAAAAAUAAUAAUGUCAGUUUUGGCCGGAAAAAAGUAGCAUGUAGUGGCGAAUCACCUUACACUAUGCUAGAUACACAUGAGCAUAGAUUGGCGGAGAAUGGUCUUGCCGGUCUUGCCACCAGGUCUUCGUGCUCAUCGGAUUCCGGGUGGGAUAACAGCAUCGAGUACUAUAUUAAAAAGCAACUCCGAGUCUGGUGUCGGCUCCAGAAUGGGCAGUGGGAAUCAGGAAAGAUACAAUCGUCUGUAGGAGGAAAAGCAUCUGUUACACUUUUGGAUGGAACAGCCGUGACAGUGUCUACAGGAGAGCUCUUACCUGCAAAUGCAGAAAUUCUGGAUGGCGUUGACAAUCUUGUAGGACUUGGUUAUCUGAAUGAGCCGUCUGUUCUAUGUAAUCUCCAGUAUAGAUAUCAGCGUGAUGUGAUUUAUACUAUGGCAGGGCCUGUUUUGUUAGCAAUUAACCCCUUCAAAGAUGUCUCGAAUUCUGGAAGUGAUGCUAUUAUGGCUUAUAGGGAAAAGAUUUUGGACAGCCCUCAUGUAUAUGCUGUGGCCAAUGCUGUCUACAAUGAUAUGAUGAGAGAUGGUGUAAAUCAGACUAUCAUUAUCAGUGGAGAAAGUGGAGCUGGAAAGAGUGUAUCAGCAAAUUUAGCAAUAGAGUAUUUGAUAGAAGUUGGAGGCGAGGGUAGAGAGAUAGCAUGCAAAAUUCGUGAAACUGGUUGCAUACUUGAGGCUUUUGGGAAUGCAAAAACAUCGAGAAACAAAAAUUCUAGCCGAUUUGGGAAAUUAAUUGACAUUCAAUAUGAUGCUAGGGGCACAAUUCAGGGGGCAUAUAUUCAUACACUUCUUCUCGAAAAGUCAAGAAUAUCCCAACUUUGCCGAAGUGAACGAUCAUACCAUGUAUUUUACCAAAUGUGUGCUGGGGCCCCUUCUGAUAUGAGAGAUAAAUUGAAUCUAAGAAUGGCAAAUGAGUACAAGCUCCUCAACAAAAGUGGGUGCUUGAAAAUACAUGACGUCGAUGAUGCUCAAAAUUUUCAAAAGCUGAUGGAUGCCAUGAAUGCCCUUAGAAUUUCUCAUGAAGAUCAAGAGUGUAUCUUCAAGUUACUUGCUGCUGUUUUAUGGUUAGGGAAUAUAUCAUUUGAAGUAAUUGACCAUGAAAAUCAUGUUACAGUUGUGGCUGAUGAAGCUAGUAGAACUGCUGCUAAGUUGAUGGGUUGCAAGGUGGACGACCUCAUGGUGGCUCUAUCUACCAACAAUAGUCAAAGCUUGAUGUUGCAGCAGGCAAUCGAUACAAGAGACUCAAUGGCACAGUUUGUUUACACAAGCUUGUUCAACUGGCUUGUAGAAGCAAUUAAUACAUCACUUGAGGGAAGCAAAGAACAUAGCGGAAGGUCUAUAAGCAUUCUCGACACCUAUGGCUUUGAGUCUUUACAGAAAAAUAGCUUUGAACAACUGCUAAUAAACUACGCCGAUGAGAGGCUGCACCAGCACUUUGUUCGCCAUCUCUUUAAACUUGAACAAGAGGAGUACGAUUCAGAGGGCAUUGAGUGGAAAAAGGUAGACUUUAUAGACAACCAAGGUUGUUUAGAUAUCUUUGAGGAGAAAACUGAGGGGAUACUAUCUAUACUUGAAGAGGCUUCAAAUGCUUCUGAAGCCACAUUAUUGACCUUUGCCAGCAAGAUCAAACAGCACUUGAGUUCUGUUUUGUGUUUUAAUGACGAAAAGGGAACUUUUACGGUUCCUCAUUAUGCCGGGGAGGUUAAAUAUGAGAUGAAUGGGAUUUUGGAAAAGAACAGAGACACAUUGCAAUCUAAUAUCAUCGCAUUCCUCUUGUCAUGCUGCAAGACUUUUCUAACCAAUAAAGAUGUGUCUGAUCCAGAUAAACAAAGCAUUGGAAGUAGAUUUAAGGGUCAAUUGUUUAAGCUCAUUAGACUGUUGGAAAAGUCAAAUCCACACUUCAUUCGGUGCAUAAGACCAAAUGCUAAGCAACUUCAUGGAAUGUAUGAAAAAGAUAUUGUCUUACAACAACUCAGGUGCAGUGGAGUUUUGGAGACCAUAAAAAUCUCAAAAUCUCGAUAUCCUACACGUAUGAAACAUCAAGAAUUUGCUAGCAGGUUUGGUUGCCUUCUUGUGGACAAGAGUCUUUUUCAUGAUCCAUUAAGUACAUCGAUUGCUAUUCUGCAACAAUAUCAUGUCCUCCCAGAAAUGUACCAACUUGGAUAUACAAAAAUAUAUUUUCGUGCGGAACAAGUUAGCGAAUUGGAGAAAUUGAAAAAACAAGUUAUGCAAGGAGCAUGCAAGGUGGACAAAGGCAGAUCUGGGAGCAGGGUUAUUUGUGACUUUCAUGAACUAAUGUUGGGCAUAGUCACAUUGCAGUCAUUUGUUCGGGGUGAAAAUUCAAGAAGGAAAUGCAAUGUUUCAACAAAAACAAGUUAUCAGCCUACAUCAAAAUCACCUGAUAAUUUGAUAGCGGUUGUACAUAUACAGUCGGUUACCCGUGGGUGGUUAGCUCGAAGGUAUUUCAGUCAUCUGCUCAGGUGGAAGAAGUUAGAUCUUGACAGUCCAAAAACCAGGCAAACUUCUUGCAGUGAAGUUCCAGAAGACAAGGGUUUGGCACCAGAAAAUCUCCAACAUUUGCCGUCAAAGAUUGAAGACCUGCAUAAGCUAGUUUUAAGUACAAAAUUGUCCAUGAGCCAGAAAGAGCAAGAAAAUACAGCAUUGAGGGAGCAAGUCCGACAAUUUGAAGCACAGUGGUCAGAACAUGAAAUCAAAAUGAAGUCAGUGGAGGAAACAUGGCAAAGACAGAUGGCUUCUUUACAACAGAAGAGUCUGGCUGCAGCGAAGAAGAGUCUUGGUACAGAAGAAUCAGGGGAGGACAUAUCAGCAACCCAAAAUCCUGCUGGCAACAAUGGUGGUGUUUAUGACACGGUAGACCAUUUAUCCAAGGACUUUGAGCAAACGAGACAGAAUUUUGACAAUGAUGCAAAAGCCCUUGCUGAGCCAAAGUCAGUAAUGCCUUAUUCCAAGCAAAUAGAGGAAUUUAGAAAAGUAAAAGAGAGAUUUGAGAUGUGGAAGAAAGAAUACAAAAAUCGAUUACGGGAGACAAGGGCAAAACUGGUUAAGGGCUUAAAUAGGGAAGGAGGAAAGCAAUCAUGGUGGGGGAGGUUAAGCAAGAGAUACACUCCCACAUGAUUUUGCCAAUGACCGAAAUUGUAAAAUCUGUUAAGCCGAUCUUGUAUGCUCAAGUGUAAUUACAAGGAUACAGAAUGUGAUGCGUUGACUUGUCUAAGCCAAGUAGCCAACGGAUGAGUAAACAUGCUGAAUGCAAGGAAGCUGACUGGCCGGAUUUCCUAGCAGCUUGAAAUGCCAAAUAUGUUAAUAGGUUUAUGUUGUUUGUCUAGCAAAGCCUUUCUUUGAAAUCAUCACAUAUCAAAAUGUGAAGUGUUUUAAACUGUUUGGCAAUAUGGAUCCCAACUAUUAUUAUAGAUUAUAUAUAUAUAUAUAUAUAUAUGUCAAACUAUAGUGAAUUGUGAAAAACAGAUAUGAAAAAAAAUCUCUUCAUGUUAGGCA
Messenger RNA from Erigeron canadensis, 3768 nucleotides. Its product is annotated as myosin-2-like. Gene Ontology annotation, cellular component: vesicle; actin cytoskeleton; myosin complex. Gene Ontology annotation, biological process: actin filament organization; vesicle transport along actin filament. The record is from RefSeq and is a predicted model, not a curated record. Lineage: Eukaryota; Viridiplantae; Streptophyta; Magnoliopsida; Asterales; Asteraceae. Bases 25 to 3390 code for a protein of 1121 amino acids. Gene Ontology annotation, molecular function: microfilament motor activity; actin filament binding; ATP binding. The transcript is spliced from 22 exons.